Messenger RNA from Aphidius gifuensis, 2395 nucleotides. RefSeq names its product transmembrane protein 53. The record is from RefSeq and is a predicted model, not a curated record. Lineage: Eukaryota; Metazoa; Arthropoda; Insecta; Hymenoptera; Braconidae. Gene Ontology annotation, molecular function: serine hydrolase activity. Bases 16 to 951 code for a protein of 311 amino acids. The transcript has 5 exons.
CCAAAGAAAAAAAAAAUGGCAUCAUUUAUGAAAAAAUUUAUUUAUACAAUUGGAAAUAAUAAUAUUUCUUUGUUAAAUAAAACAUCAAUAAUACCAAAUAAUUAUAAACAAUCGUGUAUUAAAUUGAUGACAACAAAUCGUUUAUCAUCAACACAUUCUCAAAUAUCUAAAAAUAUUGAAUUAAUAUCAAAUUCAUCGAAAAAUGAUAGAAUACUUAUAAUGUUUUGUUGGCUUGGUUCGAGAAAAAAAGAAAUUGAUAAAUACACAAAUUUAUAUCGUGGAAUUGGUAAUUUUGAUAUUGUCACUGUCAAAGCAUCACCAUGGCAAAUAAUGUGGCCAAAUUCUACAAAAGGUUCUCAAUCUGUUACAAAAGAUUUAUUAAAAUUUUUGGAUAAACGUACUAAUUAUGAGCAAAUAUUAGUUCAUGGAUUUUCUGUUGGUGGAUAUUUAUGGGGUGAAUUAUUGCAACAUAUUAAUAGUGAUCGUGAAAAAUAUAAUUAUCUUGUUGAUAAAAUUGUUGGACAAGUAUGGGACAGUGUUGUUGAUGUUAAUGAAAUAACAAUUGGUCUUCCAAAAGCUGUUUUUUUUAAUAAUUCAUUUAUGGAAAAAUUACUUCAAAAAUACAUGGAAUUUCAUAUGAAAACUUUUUAUAAACAAGCAACACAAUAUUAUAUUCGUGCAAGUCAAUUUUUUUUAUCAAAUCCAGUUAAUGCACCAGCAUUGUUUUUAGUUAGUAAUGCUGAUCUUAUUGGUUCAGUUUCAAGUACACUACGUGCUAGAAAUUCAUGGAAUUCAAUUGGUAUACCAUGUUACGUUCAUUGUUUUGAGGAUUCACAUCAUGUUGGCCAUUUUAGAUUAUAUCCAAAAAUAUAUCAUCAAGAAAUUUGUAAUUUCUUAGAGAAAUUAAAUUUAGUUAAUGAGGAAAAAAAUAUAUCAAGUAUUAAAAAUUAAUGAUGAAAUUAAUAUGAUGCCUGGAAACCAUUAAAAAAAAAAAGCUGUACUUUUCCGUUAACAUAAUCCGUGUAUCUUGGUAAUAUAAUAUUCAAUAUUUUUUUUUUUUUAACAUGAGACUGGCCACACCCAGAAUAAACCAAAGUGUUUUUUAUUUUAUAAAAUUAUUUUAUCAGUUAAUGAAGCAACUAACAAUCAGGAUAAAUUAAAGUCAAUUAAAAAUUAAUAAUACGAAACAAUAGUUAUGAAUAAAUAAAAAGACAAAGCUCGUUAUCGAUGAGUAAUUUAAAUAAUACAAUAUACAUAUGAAUAAUUGAAUGAAAAAAUAUUAUUAUUAUCUUUAAAGUCUAAACGAGCUCUCUUUUUUAUUAUAACUUGCAUGCCAAAGAAUUAAAAUGAAAUCAUUCUUGUUAAUAACAAAGAGUUUUGUUAAUUUUUUUAAAUGCCUUUUUGGAUUUCUUUUUGGACCUUUAAAAUUUCAAUCAUUUUAUCUAUUUAUUUUACUUAUUAUUUAACUGAAAAAAUAAUUUUAUCAGCAAGGUUCAAUUAUUUUAAACUUUGUGUUUAAAAUUGCAUGACUAAAAUUAUUUAAUUUCUAUUGAUAGCGUGCUUCGAAAACGAUGCAUUCCUUUUUUUUUUUUUUUUGUCAUUCAUUAUAAAAUAAUAGUAAUUAUCAACUCUAUUUUAUUGUUAUUUUUUUUUUUUUUUCGCUGGUUUAUUGAAUAUAAUUUACAAAUACUUGUAUACAAUAAUAGGCACAACACCAAGACUUUUCUUAUAUAUAAAAAAAUUUAUAACACAAUUUAUAAUACUCGUAUUAAUUUAAAAAAAAAAGAAAGUAAUUAUGUAAAUUUAGAAAAUCACUGAUGCCUUUUAAAUAAUAUGAAAUUUUUAAUAUGUAAUAUCACUUGCAUUGAAUUUUAAAUUUAUAUAUAUUCAAAAAAAAAAAAAACAAAUUAUGUUUAUUUUAUUUGUUGUUACUUGUAAUAUGAAAUAAAAAAUUUAUGUAUUUUGAUGAAAUUGAUUUAAAAAAAUAAUAAAAUAAAUAUUUAAUUAACUGAUAACUGAUUUUCCUAAUUAAUUUUCGAGACAAUUUUCCACACUGUAAGAUUUCUAAUGAAUUUCUUAGAGCGCUUCCAUAGAAAUGGUUCAUGUAGGUAAUUUCUAACUUCUCCAUUUCGAAAUGGAACAAUUUCGAACAAGCCGGAGAAAUAUUUUCAUCAGGAUUAGACAAAUUUUAUUCAUUUUUAAAUAAAAAAAUCGAUUGCAAUGUGAUGUCAAAUUAAUUCUUAUAUAUUUUACAUGACUAAUUAAUACUAAAUCUUAAAUUUAUAGUAUUAUUUUUUUAACUUAAAGUCUAUUGAUCAUAUAAAUAUGUUUUCAACGGGCACGUUUGUUAAUUUCAACUUAUUUUUAAAUAUGAUUUCUACGAAAUUAUAAAGAU